AAGACUUUGACUUAGGCAAUAUCAAGAUAAAAUGUCAGAUCUUUGGUUUGUAAAGUCUCCUUUUGAAAUUUAAACAAUAUCUUUUAUAUGUUUUAAGGUGUUUGGAGAACUGCGUUUAAUCUCUCCUGCUUCAUGUGAUGGACAUCUUAUUAUGACUCCUAACACAGAGACUGUGGUCAAAACUAACAGAGAUGGCACUGCCAGGGUUACCUACAAGAUAAUCCGAGAGAAAGGGGAUGGGAAGACUAGCAGUCCAUUGGUCAGUGUGAGUGAAACUGGUCAAGUGACCUCGGGUCUCAUCAGUGGUCAAGCCACACUUCUGGUCACUGCACACGAAGACUUCGGGGUCAACCAGACACUGGUCAUUCUUAUCAAGGUGAAACCAGUCUCGUACUUGAUGUUUAAUCUGGAUACUGUGAUUAGGACAUCAGAGGGACACCUCCACACCAUCCCUGUGGGUACAACGCUGCGUUAUACCAUCAGUUACCAUGACGAUGUGGGCGAGAAGUUUUACGCUGUAAAUACUAAGCUGAAGUACAGACCAAGCAGGUUUGAUCUGCUUCAAGUUUCCCCAGGAUCUGUGAAUGGAACAUUGGUCGCCAGGACAACAGAUGUGGGCCUGACAGUGUUGAAGGUUUGGGAUAAGCUAAACCCCAGGACAUCAGACUAUAUCAAGAUCAAUGUAGGGUAUGCCAUACAACCAAUGCAGGCAGAGGUGGUACUGGGAGAGGUGAUCUGUCUGCACAGCUCCAUCUUGUCAGAACAAGGUUACAAAGGAGAAUGGUCUGCUGAAGGCAGUGCUCUCACAGUGAAUCCCAGGUCUGGCAUCGCCGUGGCAACACAAGUGGGGAAGACAUUUGUACAUUACACGGUGUCCAAUGACAUUUCAACAUACACGGAGAUAAUUGUUGCCCCAGUCCAGUCAAUUCACAUUGUCCAGGACAAUUUGAAAUCGCUGACCAAUGUUGUCAGCAGAAGCAGAAGUUGGUCUAUACCAGUCAUACUAAGCAAGGAGCAGGGGAUUGGCAAUGGCAAUAUCAUGGGUAGUAACUGCAGUGGGAUUCUGUCCAGUGAGAAGUUCCAGGUGACAUUCCCAUACAGAUGUGAACUGACCAUGAGCAGGGCUCAUUCUGCGCUCAGUGUGGGAGAUUUGUUCAAAGUGUCUCCUGACUUUGACUCUCAGACAGGCCAGUACAGUUGCAAGGUCACUCAGGUGGACAAUGACCUCCUGCAGCAGGAAAUAAGCACCUUGGAGACAGAUGUCCAACUCCAGGUGACGGUCACCCAGAGAGAGCACCAGCCAAAAGUGAUGUCCACUCUUCUCAGCGUUCCAUUUUAUCCCGCGUUCCACGUGAUGACCACUGAGCUGUUGCUAAGCAACCUCCAGCCACUGUCCAGUAUCAGGGUGUCUUCAGUGAGACCAGUUAGAGAUGAAAUCAAGGUUGUUGCCAGUGACCCCUCUCUCCUGGAGAUCCUGUCUCAAGAAGUGGACUCUCAGACACCCACCAUUGUCCACUACCCAGUGAGACUGUUGGAGAAAGUGGCCCUGUGGGAAUUGGAGAACCUGGAACUCAGAGUGGAACUGACCAAUGGCCUGACUGGACAGCACCAUGCAGUGCCUGUAAGGGUGAAGUUGAUUGGUCAGAGGCAGGAUGGACUUGGAGUUCCUCAAAUAGAAGGUCAGAAGGACUCGGGCUGGAGCAGUCUGCUCACUGUGAUAGGGCAUCACUACCAAACCUGGCUCUUCAUGCUGCUUUGUAUAAUAGCCACCAUAUCAGCUAUUGUCAUUGGCUACCAUGCUGUGAUGGGUCAAAAGUAUUCUGCGGCACCUCCUCAGUCUGGAGCUUUCUUACAGCCAGGCAGCCCUCCAACUUCACCUUACUAUGCACAGUCACCUGCCUAUCCAUCCUGGCAGCGUACCCCCUCCCCUGGCAGGCCCAGCUUGUGGAGCUCUGGAUACGACCCUCAGGACUCCGUAGAUACCUCCUUCAUCAAACGCUCUCCUCAUCACCGUUCACCGUACCAGUGACACGGGACAGGAAGAAACAACUGAUCAUCACACAUAACUACAGCUAACAGGAACAUCACAAAUGUACUGGGUCAAGUCCUGGAUCUUGUUGAUAAGAUUAGAUUUGUGGUGUGUGAGUUCAGGCCUGCAAGAUCAGAGUAAAAGAUUUUUUUUGGUUGCAUAAUAACAAAAUAAUCUCUAAAAAAAAUUAGGCAGAUUUAACAUGGUGAGGAAAAAAGACAGCAUAGUCUUGUAGAAAAGAAAAAAAAUGUUGGCACAGUGUUGUAGAAAAGAAGAAAAAAAAAUGUUGGCUAAAUGUUGAAAUGAUCUGUUUCAACUGUUUGGGGUAAUGUAUCAGACCUAGUCGAGUGGAUACAAAUUGCAUACCUUGCAAAAAGUAUGUUAUCCUCAGUAUCAAAAAUGAUCAGAGAUUUAAAUUGUUAUUGAAUUCCCAACGUUUCACUCUCCAUGCAGGACUAAGAUGGUGAACAUCAUUAUCAGGUCUCGCACCAUAACCUGCAAUGGUAGAGAACUGGAACUGAUCUCUAAGAAGCAAUGAGAUGAUAUUUAAAUUGUAAAUAUUGCAACAUAAGAUGUACAUAUUAACAAGAUUGCAAUGUCAUUGGGAUGCAUGUGAUACAUUUAAAUGUGCUUAAAAGGCACAGUGGGUGAAUCUUUGACACAGCACUAAAGCAAAUUUUGAAUGUUUUCUAUAAAUUUCUCAUAAUACACAAUGUCAAUUUUUCUUAAUUACGUUCAAUUAAAGCGCAGUGAUCUUUGUGAAUAUGCUGUCUAGAAAUUAUUUUUAAAUUUUUUGUUUGAGAUGGGUAGGAAAUUCAUUACAACCUCUUGCCAUUUUGAGACCCAAAGCAUAAUUUAAGGUUUCAGUGUUAUUUUUACCUCUGAUUUAGAGUAGAUACAGUGUAUUUAAGUCACUGGGGUGGUCAAUCAAAACACUUAAGUCUUGCUUUAUUCUGUGUUGCAGAAAAUAUCACCCCCUGUGCCUGCAAGUUAUGUGAACUUAUGAUUGGUGAACAACAAUAGAUAUAACUGUAAAAUCAUGUGAUGUAAUUGAAGACUGAUUGUGAUUGAGAGGUGUGUGGCAGAGUGCAUAAAGAAUGUAUAAUAGUGUGGUAGAUGUGCCUCUUGAGUUACCUUUUUUUCAUCAAGUUCAGACAUGAAUGAAAAUUGUUGGUGGGGGGAGGGGGGAGGUAGAAGUUUCGGCACAUUUGAGUGAAAUGAGUGUUGUGGUACAAAGUUAAUUUAGAUCUCUGUACCUUUCUUUUUUUCUUGAAAAUGAUACAUUUUUAUGAAAGGAGCAAGCUUUUAUUAUAGUUAUUGCUAUACAUAUUGCUUAAAAAACAAUGCAAUUGGUGAUUCAUUCAACAUCUGUAAAAAUGAACAUUUUGCUACUAUUUUCUGUUCACUUGUACAGUUUUACUAUUUCGUGCUGGCCAAUAAAGAAUGUUACUGCUUUAUUAACAUUAAAAUUGUUUGGUGUGUGGCACAUAGUGAGUUUAUUGCUUUUGUAGCUAAUAGUUGAGUAAAUGUAUUCAAAUGGCCCCAGGGUGAUAGUGAAUAUUACUGAAAUGUAGAUGAGCUAGGCAAUAGAAUUGAAAACCCUAUUGGUUUUUUUUUUUUCUAAUAUAAAUAUUGUGAAUUUUUACACCCACAAACACUAAGAAUUAUGAUAACAAGAUAUUCUGUCUCUUCAUGACAAAUGGGGCACAACAA
Lingula anatina is the source of this 3742-nucleotide messenger RNA. Its product is annotated as nuclear pore membrane glycoprotein 210. Lineage: Eukaryota; Metazoa; Brachiopoda; Lingulata; Lingulida; Lingulidae. Gene Ontology annotation, cellular component: nuclear pore. The record is from RefSeq and is a predicted model, not a curated record.